Hippocampus zosterae (dwarf seahorse) is the source of this 2529-nucleotide messenger RNA. Its product is annotated as protein phosphatase 1 regulatory subunit 12B-like. Gene Ontology annotation, cellular component: cytoplasm. The record is from RefSeq and is a predicted model, not a curated record. The transcript is spliced from 6 exons. Gene Ontology annotation, molecular function: enzyme inhibitor activity; protein kinase binding; phosphatase regulator activity. NCBI's taxonomy places the organism in Eukaryota, Metazoa, Chordata, Actinopteri, Syngnathiformes, Syngnathidae. Bases 1337 to 1918 code for a protein of 193 amino acids.
UAUAUGUGUGUGUGUGUGUAUGUGGGUGUGUGUGUGCACAUGUCUGAAUUGUCACAGUGAACCAGUGUACGCUCAGAGUUAUUUUCAAACGCGCCCCGAAAGCACAAGCAACUGAAAAACCACCGUGCCCCUCCCUGCCCUCAUGUAGCAGAACCAUGGAGUUAGGCAUUGUAUUGGAACAGAAUGAGCACUCACUUCAUCCAGUGAUCCAUCUAUUUUCUAAUCCGCUCAUACUCAUGAGGGUCUUGGGCAUGUUGAAGCCUUUCCGAGCUGCCUUCGGGCAGUAGGCAGUGGACACCCUGAACUGGUUGCCAGCCAAUUGCAGGGCACACAGAGAGUAACAAACAUUUGUGCUCACAAUCACACCUUGGGACAAUUUUGAGUAUUCCAUUAACCUGCCAUACAUGUUUUUGGAAUGUGGAAGGAAACCAGAGAACGCAGAGAAAACCCACACAGGCACGGGGAAGAACGUGCAAACUCCACACAGGAAGACCGGAGUCGGAAUCGAUCCUUGCACCACUGUGAGGCGGACAUGCUAACCAGUCGAGCAUACCGUACUUACUUGUAAACCUGAAAAAAAAAAAAAAAACAUUUUAAAACUUAUAAACUUAAAUAAAGAUAUGAAUUAAAACAUUUCAGACGGGCUGAAGGGGGUCAAGCCAGAUUUUUGGUGUCGCGCUGUGCAUGGUUCCAUGGUGUCAUUAGAAUUUCCAGACAUGAUAUUUACAUCCUAAUAAAUGGAAUCCUCACUUUUCAAAGACAUUCUUCAGAUAUCGCAAUAAAAAAAUGUGAGAAAGUAUACAUUUGACGUUGACAUUUGAUCCGGUCAGCGACGUACCCACAUUGGAAUUAUUGCCAUAGGUUUAUAAUACAAUUUUAUCAGCAAAGCGGAGCAGGUUUGUAAAUGACUGUGGUUGAAUAUUGUACAGCUAAUAAGUGGGGUUAUUGGAAAACAAGGGCUAAACAAGUUCCUAACAGAGCCUAAUGCUACAUUGACAAUGGAUGCAUCAUGGGUCAUGAUACAAAAUUUCAGUAAUUAAUAAAAACAAUAGCAAUAGUGUAUUUCAUGCCUUUUGAAAACAGUGCAGUAAUGUAUGCUGAAUAAGCCGUUGUGAACACCAUUUCAGAACUGCCAGAUGCACGCUGCACAGACAAAGGCCCGCCCACUGCACUAUCCCACCACAGAAGCCCCCUCUGCCACUCUUCAGUUUCAAUAUUUCACCAUCACUUAAGCAUCUAAUGGACCCCCGCACCAUCAAAGCAGGAAUCCUGGUUAAAUGAGGUGUUUUUUCCUCAUCCUCAUCUGGGUAUACCUUCAUUGACGUGGAAAAGCUAUAUGCACAGGCUACAGGAACCCAUAGCCAUGUCAUCCCAACUGUCGCACAGCAGAGAUCAUCCACGCAUCAGGAAGUCGCCUUCUGACUCUUCUUCGUCAUCUUCGUCGUCCCCAGCCAACGAGAGCUUGCGGUCUUUUCUCUUUUUCAGACUAAAUUCAUCUGGCUUAUCGGACACCUCCAACAACACAAAGAAAAACCAUGCCGAGUCAUACUUCACGCGACGGGAGAACAGAUUGUCAGCAAGAAAAAAGUAUGAAGAGGAGAUAGCGUGUAAUGAUUACAAAAAGAUGUAUGAAAAAGCACUGGCUACUAAUCAGAGGCUCAAGUCUAGACUGGAAACCAGUAAACAGGAAUUGGUUGUGAUCCAAGAGCAGCUGCAGAGAGCUCAGCAUAAGGAGAGAAAGAGCGAACUGGGUUCCAAUAUGCUUGAAACAGAGAAAAAGGACAGUCAGAGUCUGAGGAAGAAGAUAUCUGAUAUGGAAGAACAAGUGAAGGUCAAAGCAGAACUUCACACAGAAAACCAAAGACUGAAGGAUGAAAACGGAGCAUUGAUCCGCGUCAUCACCAAAUUAUCCAAGUGAUUUAAUCCAACAUGAACGCAGGAGGGAUUAUGUGAUUUUCGCUACCUGUUUUGUCUCAUGAAAACAACACAAACAGGUGAUCCCUCUGAUUCCUGUUUUUUUUUUGUGUGUGUGUGUCACCGACGCAUGCAAAGACAGGGCCUACAUGGCAUUAUUCAUCAUCAUUCCAGAACAUAAACUCCCAUACAAAUUCUAAACCUUAUAGCCUAGUUUAUCACCAUGGAAACAGUGAUCUAUGUAACGCAUGUGAAAUAAAUAUCACAGUGACAGUUUAGCUCGAAGUGUGAUAUCACAAUCUCCCCCUGAAUAUGAGGCAAGAGUCCAACUUUUAUUUCAUGGUACAGUAUUAACAUCUAGAUGUGUUAAACAGCUCAGGAUAGAGAGUCCCUUUUGUUUUCAGCCACCCACUUCUUAAGUAAGCAAAAGUACUGGAACAUGUGACUGAUGUGCAAGUGUUGCCUUUUAGAGUGAUUGCUUGAAUACUAGAUAGCGCUUGUUUUUGGCUUUAGGCUUCAAAUGUUUAAACUGCAUUUGCUGUUAAGUAAAUACGAAGACCAGAGAGAUGUUGAUGGGAGGAAAGUCAACCAUUUUGAAAAGCUGAUCGAAGAGGG